UUGUUUACUGUCUCAUUUCGCAUAUAAUGUAUUAUGUAUUUAAUUGGCUACUGAACUGACCGGGAUAAAGUAAAGGAAAACUAGGUCUCAUUAUCACAACGACUACUGACGUAAACAGCGCAUGUCGUCAUUGUCUCGCACAGGAAUACUGGUUACAAUUUGUUUAUUUUAAGUUAAUCGCAGCAAGUAUUCCUAGUAAAUUGAUUGCGAUUGCAAUUAAUUACCUAGGCCGCCAAUCUUUUGAACUGUACAGAUAUCAGCGCGAGUCUUCAAAGCUAAAGUUGUGGUAAGCACUCUCGCGCAGUCUCUACACCGCGCUCGUCGCUGCCGCUCGCGCCGCUCGCCGUCCUGCCACGCGCAAAAACAGUGACGAUCCAGUGUCUAAAAUGUCGUGCCAAAUUCGAAAAUCAGUGAAGUGCUAGCAUAAUGCCCGAGUGUACGGAACAGUUCACAUUCGCCAUACCCAUCAUUCGCUACACCAUGGAUGGCCAGGAGACGAGCGAGGAGCGGCAGCCGCUAGCGAAGAAGAUAUCGUUGCUCACGCCCGUAAAGAUCGAAACGCCGGAUAACGGGAGGAGAUCCUCGGAGCCAUCGAGGUACUACAUACCGCCACAGUGCAACAACAGAUUGUCACCGCGCAGUGCUAGAAAACGUGACGCUAGACGGAACUCUAAAACUGACGUGAACGAUGACUGUCCUAAAGACUCCUUUGGGCUCAAGCCGUGUAACUGCGAGGAUUGCCGUGCUUCCAGCCCCUUGCCUCCAGGAUACGGUCCGGAAACCCUGUCUCCUGGCUACGACCAGAUGAAGCGGUCUCUCCUGGAAGUGCCCUGGUCUGAAGACUACGCCGAAGCUUCCAGUGACGAUCUUAGCUCUGAGUGGGAUUCUGAUGUUCCUGAACCACCGCCGCCACAGAAGCAAUCGGAAAGAUGGCGUAAACUCCGAAACAUUGUGCAGUGGACGCCGUUCUUCCAAACCUACAAAAAGCAGCGUUACCCUUGGGUGCAGCUAGCUGGCCACCAGGGGAACUUCAAGGCGGGGCCUGACCAGGGAACCAUACUGAAGAAGCUAUGUCCGCAAGAGGAGAGAUGUUUUCAAUUGCUGAUGAAAGACAUUCUUCGGCCGUUCGUCCCGGAAUACAAGGGCCAAGUCACGUGCGACGAUGGAGAACUAUAUCUCCAACUCCAAGAUCUGCUGAGCAACUUCGACUCCCCCUGUGUCAUGGACUGCAAGAUUGGAGUCAGGACAUAUUUAGAGGAGGAACUAGCUAAGGCCAAGGAAAAGACGAAGUUAAGAAAAGAUAUGUAUGAGAAAAUGAUUCAAAUAGAUCCCAAAGCGCCUUCUGAAGAGGAGCACAGAAGUAAAGGCGUCACGAAGCCCCGUUACAUGAUCUGGAGGGAGACCAUCAGUUCCACUUCGACUCUCGGCUUCAGGAUCGACGGCGUCAAGAAAGCUGACGGCACUAGCUCCAAAGACUUCAAGACUACUAAGUCCAGAGAUCAGAUCAUGGAGGCGUUUAAGGAGUUUACCAGCAAUUUUCCUAAUGCCCCGGCCAGAUACUUGGAAAGGUUAAAGAGCAUCCGCGCGACUCUGAUCGAGUCCCACUUCUUUAGAACACACGAGCUGAUCGGCAGCUCCCUACUCUUCGUUCACGACAAGCGGCGCGCAUCCAUUUGGAUGAUCGACUUCGCCAAAACUGUCCCAGUGCCCGACAACGUCAACAUAGACCAUAACUCCUCUUGGAAAGUAGGAAACCAUGAAGAUGGUUACCUCAUCGGAAUUGAUAACCUCAUAUCAAUAUUUGAAACUAUGAUAAAUGAGAAUGAAACAAACACAGAUCAGAGUAUAGAAAAAACAGUCAGACAGGACAGUUUAGCAACUUGAUGCUAUUUGACUAAGUCUGUCUUUUAGACGUGACUUGUGCUGAGCACAUUUUUGCAGUUUUGCAUCGCGAGUGACAUUCGCUUACCGAAGUUGUUUUACGUAAAUUGUAAUCAAAAGUGGACGUUACUGUUGUUUGUAAAUAUGACUUAAGUAUUAUGACCCUUCCGGUAUUGUUGCUAAGACGUUUCAAAUACUCAUGCUUAGUUUAGGGACCCGCAAUUUAUUUUUAUUGACAAAUUUAUUGUUUAGUCUGAACUGAAUGUGGAUUUUUUAAUGUGUUAAUGUAUCAUGAUUCACGUAAUAAUUAGUUAUUUAUUUUGUUGUAAGUAUCUACACUAUAUUAGUGUAAUGACUAAAUAUAUUUAGAUUUAUAGGUUACGUAAGACUAAGUAAUCUGGAGAUACAAAUUAAAACAUAAUCACAUA
This is a messenger RNA of Cydia pomonella (codling moth), 2309 nucleotides long. It is a transcript of the gene IP3K2, whose product is annotated as inositol-trisphosphate 3-kinase A. The transcript is spliced from 6 exons. Bases 427 to 1884 code for a protein of 485 amino acids. Gene Ontology annotation, cellular component: nucleus; cytoplasm. Gene Ontology annotation, molecular function: inositol tetrakisphosphate kinase activity; inositol-1,4,5-trisphosphate 3-kinase activity. Lineage: Eukaryota; Metazoa; Arthropoda; Insecta; Lepidoptera; Tortricidae. The record is from RefSeq and is a predicted model, not a curated record. Gene Ontology annotation, biological process: inositol phosphate biosynthetic process.